Acomys russatus (golden spiny mouse) is the source of this 1646-nucleotide messenger RNA. RefSeq names its product MFNG O-fucosylpeptide 3-beta-N-acetylglucosaminyltransferase (gene Mfng). The record is from RefSeq and is a predicted model, not a curated record. Gene Ontology annotation, cellular component: Golgi membrane. Bases 256 to 1218 code for a protein of 320 amino acids. NCBI's taxonomy places the organism in Eukaryota, Metazoa, Chordata, Mammalia, Rodentia, Muridae. The transcript is spliced from 8 exons. Gene Ontology annotation, molecular function: O-fucosylpeptide 3-beta-N-acetylglucosaminyltransferase activity. Gene Ontology annotation, biological process: pattern specification process; regulation of Notch signaling pathway.
GGGGUCAGGAGCUAAGCGGCCCAGCCUGGAAGGAGGGCUGAGGAGCAGGUGGCAGGCUGGUGGCCUCUGCCGGCUGGCGGGACUAUAGUGGCUCAGCCUUUGGGUCUAGAGACCCAGCUCCCUUCUUUCUGGUCAGUGCCUGUCCCCGAUGCCUGCUAGACUUUUGCCUAUAACAGGGCCCCCGUCUGACCAGCCUCCUAACCCCAGACUGAUUGGGGAGUUGGGGGCUGAACUCUCUGGGGGUUCCCGGUACCAAUGUACUGCCGGGCCUUUAGGGGCCUGGCAGGAGCCCUCUUUACCCUCCUGUGCGUGGGGCUCCUGUCUCUAAGAUACCAGUCAAGCUCGCUGCGGAUGAUGCUGGGCACGCUGAGGCUGAACCAACCGAACCCAGGGCCCCUGGAGCUGCAGCUGAGGGACAUCUUCAUUGCAAUCAAGACUACCUGGGCUUUCCACCGCUCCCGCCUGGACCUGCUACUUGACACGUGGGUCUCCAGGACCAGGCAACAGACAUUUGUCUUUACUGACAGCCCAGAUGAGAGCCUCCAGGAGAGACUAGGCUCCCACCUUGUGGUCACCAACUGUUCCGCCGAACACAGCCAUCCUGCUCUGUCCUGCAAGAUGGCUGCAGAGUUCGAUGCUUUCUUGGCCAGUGGGCUCAGCUGGUUCUGCCAUGUGGAUGACGACAACUACGUCAACCCCAGGGCGCUGCUACAGCUUCUGAGAACAUUCCCGCAGGAUGGUGAUGUCUACGUGGGCAAGCCCAGCCUGAACCGGCCCAUCCACGCCUCUGAGGUGCUAUCAAAAAACCGCACGAGGCUGGUGCGGUUCUGGUUCGCCACAGGAGGUGCUGGCUUCUGCAUCAAUCGCCAACUGGCUUUGAAGAUGGUGCCAUGGGCCAGCGGCUCCCAUUUCAUGGACACUUCAGCUCUCAUCCGCCUCCCUGAUGACUGCACGGUGGGCUACAUCAUUGAGUGCAAGCUGAGGGGCCGCCUGCAGUCCAGCCCCCUUUUCCACUCACACUUGGAGACCCUGCAGCUCCUGGGGGCUGCCCAGCUUCUGGAGCAGGUCACCCUCAGCUAUGGUGUAUUUGAGGGGAAAUUGAAUGUUAUCAAGCUACAGGGCCCCUUCUCCCAUGAAGAGGACCCCUCCAGAUUUCGCUCCCUCCAUUGUCUCCUCUACCCGGACACGCCCUGGUGUCCACUGCUGAUGGCACCAUGAGCUCUGACCUUCCUCAGAGGUUGAUGGAUGCUUCUGCACCACCACUUCCUGACCUCCUAAGCAGUCCUGAGGGCUCCUGGUCCAGUGCCCACUGGCAGAUGGUCCCUGGAAGGGCCUCCAGAGGACAGGAAAGGCCAGGAUCUGGACAGUGGUUUGUGUUGAAGGUGUCUUGGGCCCAGAGACCUGGUCACACCACAGAGGCUUCGGGGACAUUUGAGUUGGUGUCAGGAGAGGGGAUCAGGGACCUCACCCUCCUGAGAGUGGCAUGUGCCCUGACUGGGGUCUGGCCUCUGGCCUCAGUCAUUCCUUGGGGACCAGGGCAUUGGGACAAAAUCAAGAUCUGUGAUCUUCAGCAGUGGAGCUGGUCUCAGCUGCUCCUGGCUCUUCUCCCCUGGCCAAGGGACCUAGACUUUGGAGGCUCAGCAGGC